AUGCCCAGCGUCACCAGGCUACAGAUUACACCACUUGCCGAAACGUUUGCCUGUGAAGUCGAAGGCAUCGACUUCUCCAAGCCGAUUGACGAUGGCCUUUUUGAGGAAUUUAGAGAUGCUGUCCACAAGUACGGCGUCGUCAUCCUUCGCAAAACGGCGCUAGACGAUGAUUCCGCUAUUGCCCUUGGCCGGCGAUUCGGGGAGCUCGACAGCGUCAGGGCUCACCGACUCGCGGGAAGGGCAAUGAGGAUUCCAAACGACGAGAUUUUCGACGUAGGUAACCUGGACGACAAGGACCAGGUCGUCACGGUGGAAGAUCCCCACCGCACUUCGUCUGCCAAUGGCAAUGCGCUAUGGCAUGCAGAUGGCGCUUUCAACCCCCGCCGCACAGGUGUUUCCAUUCUUCGGGGUGUUGAACUGCCCCCAAAAGGUACCGGGGGCCAUACGGAGUACCUGGACACCCGAACAGCAUACAGCGACCUCCCCGAGGAAAAGAAAAAGGAGAUCGAGGGUCUUGUGGGCUGCAACUCGCUGUUCCACAACCGAAAGACGGCGAACCCAGACUCGCCCCUUUUCCUGCACAUCAACCCAAUGGAACACCCUCUGGCGAAGCACAAGAUUGCUCAAUUGCAUGAGCCCUCGGGCCGGAUGAACCUCUACAUCACAUCGUACACUCACCAUAUCGACGGCAUGGACCUCGAAAAGGGGCAAAAGUUGAUCAACGAGAUCUUUGAUCAUGUCAAGCAAGACAAGUACAAGUUUGUACAUCAUUGGCAGGACAACAAUGACGUGGCGAUUUGGGACAACUGUGCCGUGCUGCAUAGGGCAACGCACGGGGAAUACGAGGGGAAGUAUCGGCGGGACAUGAGACGAGUCUCGGUCUUCGAUACCGGAUCUACCGCUUACGGGGAGAACGAUGUGUCCACAUACUGGCAACAGGGUCUCCCAUAG
This is a messenger RNA of Fonsecaea multimorphosa CBS 102226, 951 nucleotides long. RefSeq lists its product as uncharacterized. The transcript has a single exon. Lineage: Eukaryota; Fungi; Ascomycota; Eurotiomycetes; Chaetothyriales; Herpotrichiellaceae. Gene Ontology annotation, molecular function: oxidoreductase activity. Bases 1 to 951 code for a protein of 316 amino acids. The record is from RefSeq and is a predicted model, not a curated record.